CUCGUCCGGAUCACGUGACCCAGAGAGACGUUUAUUUUUUCCCACCACAAUGGCGCCAAGCCGUAUAUGUACAUUUAUAUGUAAUUUUAGUCUCUUCCGCGGUGGUUUUAUCGUUGUUCAGCACUGUUUUAGGAUGUAAAGAGAUGCAGUGUUUGCUGUCCCGCAUGAAAGGUGUUGAUAAGGUUGUGAUCAGGGAUGGAGUGAAUACAAGAGUUCAGUAUUCGAAUGCGAAUACGAAUACCCGGUACUUCUAAUUUCUAAGAAUACGAAUACAAAGAAACAGUGUCACUCCGAAUGCGAAUACAAAUACUUUAUGAGAGUACAGUAUUCAUGAAUGCAUUCAUGAAUACUAUUGGUUAGACAGCUAAUGUUUAUUGCUUUAAGUAAGAAUCCCCAAUAGUGGACUGUAAGAAAUUAUGACAAGGUAAAGAUGUCAGCGCGCAUCAAGAGACAGCUGAGCAAGGCUGUGGGCUCAGCUGAGGGGGGAGGGGGCGCCCCAUCUGCUGCUGCACGCAAAAAGCGCCGCAUUGACAACUCUGGUUCAGACGAUGAAGAGCGAUCUGUAUGGACACCUAAACAUCUGGGCGAUCUGCGGGCAUACAACCGGUCCGCUUCAGAGGCCCCGGCUGAGUUGUUUCGCAAGGACCUGAUCUCAGCAAUGAAACUUGCGGACAAUGAACCACUUAGUUCAGAUGAUUAUUGGGGCAUUGGUGAUCCGUGGAAGCAGGAAUGGGAACGGGGUGUCCAGGUCCCCGUCAACCCUGAUUCCCUACCUGAGUCUACUGUCACUGUCACUGUACAAAGACCACAGCGGGAUCGCGAUGCUAAUUUUCGGCUAACUAAGGACAAGUUUAUCCGCGUGAACCAUGAUGACUUCUUCAGUAACGAGCAGCACAUCCUCAGCAACCUCCCAACCAAGGCGGAGAAGAUGUGCCGCUACGACAUGGAUGAUCUAGAUGACAAGUGGUUAACUGCUUAUAAUGGAGAAAGAGCAAGAAUGGGUGCUGCACCAGUUCCACCACUGAUCUUUGAGAUGAUUGUCGAACAUCUUGAGGAGACGUGUUGGGAAAACAUCCACAAGAUGCUCAAAACAGAGGAAUCCCUCUCUAUUGAGUUUGAUGAGGAUGUGAUCUGCGAUGUUUGUCGAUCAAAAUGUUUAACUCAUCUCAAAACAGUCUACCCUACUGUUACUACGCAGCGUAAGACCCAGCGUCUUAGUGGCAGGGCAGCACUGCCAGACACACGACCUGACAGCGAAGAGGGGAACGAGAUGGUAUUUUGUGACUCGUGCAACAUAUGUGUACACCAGGCAUGCUAUGGAAUUACAGCCAUCCCUUCAGGUUCAUGGCUGUGCCGUACAUGCUCACUUGGCAUCAAACCUGAUUGUGUUCUCUGUCCCAACAAAGGAGGUGCAAUGAAGUCCACAAAAUCUGGACAGAAAUGGGCUCAUGUAGCAUGUGCAUUAUGGAUUCCUGAAGUGUCAAUUGGUUCAGUUGAGCGGAUGGAACCUAUUACGAAGAUCCCAAACAUACCACAAAGUCGAUGGGCGCUUGUUUGUGUGUUGUGUCGAGAACGUCGUGGGGCUUGUAUACAGUGCUCAGUCAAAACCUGCAAAACAGCCUAUCAUGUGACCUGUGCCUUCAAGCAUGGCCUGGAGAUGAAGGCCAUCAUUGAAGAUGAAAGUGCUGAUGAUGGGGUCAAGUUAAGAUCAUAUUGUGAGAAGCACAGUGUAUCAAGCAAGAAGAUUGGAAAUGAAGAUGCUGAGAGUGAGGAAGGUGAAGAGGGAGUCCCUAAAAAGAAGAAAGAUUGGACCUCGGAGCAAAAGAACCAAGCUCGUGCUGCUAAACUUCGACAAAUUGAAUCAGAGUUCUUCAAGCAUGUUGAUGUUCUUGAAACUUCAAACUUCCUAGAUAUAGAUUUUGAGACUACGGAAACUAUAUUUAAUUACUGGAAGCUUAAGAGACGGGCAAGUUUCAAUAAGCCUUUGUUGACACCACGUAGUGAGGAAAUUGAUCUUCUGUCCCAUCAACAAGAGCAUGAUAUUGAACGUAUGAAGAUGUUUGUACAGUUACGCCAGUACCUGGAGAGGGUUCGCAAUCUAUGCUAUAUGGUGAAUCGGCGAGAGAGACUUUCAAGAUCGUUUAUUAAGAUACGCGAGCAGACGUUCUCAAAACAAGUGUCCCUCCUAAGUAGUAAUAGUGUGAACCUGACCCCUCAGGAAAUAGAUGCAGUUAUGCAAGCCAAUCAUGGCCCCUCUGUGUAUGAUCAGCUGUACUCUCACCACACUGCCCCACUGCAUACCCAAAAGCAGUUUGAGAAGAUUGUUGCUUGUAUUGCUGGAACUCUAACUGAAAAAGCCAAGAGCAAAAAGCCACCCCAAAAGAAAGAUGUUAAUGGUCUCAUCAAACCUAAGAAGGAAAAAUCUGACAAUCCAUACAAGAAGUUGUAUGUCAAUGGUGCUGAACAGCGUCGCUCUCGUUCUAGUUCUAUGUGUAGCACCAGUGACUCGGACUCCUCUCUGGUGUCAACUAAAUGGACUCUCCCUCCAAAAGGCAAUGCACGUUAUUCUGUUUACACCAGUAGUGAGGAGGAAAUGAAUAAGGAGAAUCACUCCAUCAAAAUAGAGCCAGCAUCAAGCAAGAGCAAACUUACAUUCUUAGAGAGCAGUGACAAAGAGAAACCUGUAAUGGAAAGUGGGAGUGUGUCAGUGAGAGGGAGAGUUGGCAGAAGGAGAAGAGGGACUGGUCGAGCCAAUGCUAUUAAGAGUGCAUCCUUUAGGGAUCGUAUUCCUGCAUCUAGUGAUGAUAAAGAUACAAAAGAUUUUGAUGCCCUUAUACCAGAAAAAGAUAUCAAAAGUGAAAUAACUGCCUCAUCCUCUAAAACUAUUAGGGAACAUCCCAGUGUUGAAAGUUCUGAGGAUGAGACAGAGACAUUGAGUAAACCGAAACCACAACCUGGGAAAAGAAGAAAUAAGAAAAAAGUGACACCUCCCAAGGUUGAAUCUAGUGUAAGCAGUGAGGAUGAAACUUCAGUCACAGUUACUCCAAGUAAAGAGAAAAGAUGUAAUCGUAAAGGAAAAUGGGUGAAAAAUGUAGUGGGUAUUGAACCAACAACCGUGAGUUCUCCAGUAUGUGAACCUCCUAAGUUGGAGUUGAGUGAUGACGAUGAGUUGGGUCGUCCCACAUACAAACUGUCCAGUGACGAGGACAAUAGUGAGAAGAGUAAUGAUCCAACGGCUGUCAGUGGUGAUGUGUUUGGUGUAAGUGACCGGACAGACAGCAGUUCUGAUAAUGGUCGCAAUACGGCUUUAAGUAAAGGACCAAAGAAACGUGAUAAGAAGAGUGAAAUUACAUUAAGUGAUAGUGAUGUGAAUAGUGAUGAUGAAAAUAAAGAAAGUACCAUAGAUUCUCAAAACCAUGCAACUUUAAAGACAAAGGCAGCUAAGAAAGAAUUUACUCCAAAGAUUGAGGCAAAGGUUGAGAGAAUGAAUAAAAAGAAAAUUGAUAAGGGAGGAAGAACAGUGAAAAAGACUGUGAGUGUAGAAAAAGGGAAAACUGAAAUGAGACCAGCUGAUGAGGUUGAUCCUGAGCUCAUCAGCACAAAGAGCAGUGAGGUGGAGGCGACGCCAGGCCAUUUGUUUGUACCCCAGAGAAAGGCAGCAAAGAAGGCAUCAGAACUCAUCACUAGUCAAAAUACAACGAGUACAUCCUCUACCACUGUUGUGGCUGUUGCCACGCCUAUACCUGCAGAUACAACAACUGCUGAGGCAAAGAAGACUGCAGCAAAAUUAGUUAAAGAUGUAAAAGAGGAGUCCGAAGAGCCAGAGAUCAUUGAGGAAAGAAAAGUAGCAGAUGAGAAAAGAGUAACACCAACUAAAGGAAGAAAAGGGAAGAUUACCAAGGAUAAAAUUGAUAAAGGGGUUGAUGAUAUUAAAAUUGAGGGUGCUGAUGCUCCCAAAAAGAACUUAUUUGAUCCCCCUGAAAUUCUCCCUUAUGUACCUAUGCGUCAAGCUGCCAAGAAAGCCGCGGAGAACCUCAAAGGUGGCAACAGUAAAGUUGGUGUUUCUGUCACUGCUGGUCUUGAAGACCCUGAGGUGCCACCUGUCCCUGUCUUACCACCAGCAAAAACAAAAAGAAUCUCCCGUCAAGAGAGUAAAACCAGUGGGCGAUCAAAAUCCAAGUCACCCCGUGCAGCCAAGCAUCUUUCACCUGCCAACAUCACAAACUCUGAAUCAGAGAGUGAAUCAGAAAGUCAAGCAGCGGCAAGAAGAGUGCCAAAAGAUCAGAAAGAUGUGCAGAAGAUAUCAAAGUCCAUAUUUUCAGACAGUGAAGAAGAAUCUGUGGGCACAGUCAAAAAGGAGAAAGUCAUAAAAGAUAAACCAGAUCCAGUUCCUGAGACGAUAAAGGUGGCCCCAACAGGUGACCAGUUUUUUCGUGGAGAUAUUUUCGUCCGAGAAUACCAGAGCUCGUCAGAUGAAAAUGAGAAUGGAAGACCUACCACCCCAGGAAAGAAGGCACACAUAUCUCCAGCUCAUAAAUCAGUCAAUGAUUGUCAAGAGUCCUCCUCAAAGAGCCAGCCCUUUCGUGGACCCACAAACAUCUCGGGUGACCUUCGCCUCACCUCCGAUAGUGAUGAGAGAGAGGAUGAGAACCAGGAACCGGCAGUUGGAACCCUUAGGAAGGCCCCUGAUAAGAAGCUUAAAACUUCCGAAGGGCGGCCUGAACAUGGGUUUCAGCCGCCGAUUACUGAGAGAAGUGAACCCCGAGUGCCCACUGAGACGGAAGAUAGCAGUCCCAAACCAACUAUCAGAAGAGAGGCUGGAUUGGAGCCAAGAUUGCGUCAAAGUGGGGCUCAGUGCCGACCGAGAACUCCUUCUGGUGAUGUCCCCUUGCAAGACAUCAGAAGUAACUCUCAUGCGCCACCAAGAGGACCGAGAAGAGGAAGAGAGAGAGAACCGCAUUCACUCCCCCACAACCUUGGUGCCAGUCACAACAAACUCCUUGGUAAGCGAGAGAUACAGCUUGAGGAAUCACUCAAGUCCAGCAAGAAGGUCCCAGAGGGAAGCAGUGAAGAGAAGCCAACCCCAACACAAGGAAUCACCAGCUCCGAAAAGAAAGAGGCAUUGAAAGAGACAGAGCCAGCAUGGGAAAAGAUAGAUCUGUCCAGAGAAAAGAAACAAGCUCAAAAAGAAGAAGAGGUUCUUAAGGAUGAAGCUGUAUCCUUAAGAGAAAAGGAAAGUGUACAGAAAGAUAAGGCAGUGACAGAGAAAGAAACUGAAGCAACCCCAAGUUCAAAGACUGUUACAUCAAGAGAAGUUGAUCAGUCUUCGAAAGAAACUGACUCUUCAGAAAAUAUUGAUAUUAUAAUAGAAAAAGAAGUACAAAGAGAAAAGGUUAUACAUUCGAAAGAAAAAGUUUUGUCUCCAAGAGAGAAGGUACUUCCUUCCAGAGAAAGAGUGUUGCCUUCUAGGGAAAAAGUCUUGCCCUCUAGAGAAAAAGUUUUACCCUCUAGAGAAAAAGUUUUACCCUCUAGAGAAAAAGUUUUACCCUCUAGAGAAAAAGUUUUACCCUCUAGAGAAAAAGUUUUACCCUCUAGAGAAAAGGCUUUACCACCCAGAGAAACUUUGCCUCCCAAAGAAAAAAUUCUGCCACCAAGAGAAAAAAUUCUGCCACCAAGAGAAAAGGUUUUGCCAUUAAGAGAAAAGAAAGAUAUUUUAAGAGAGAAGGUCUUAUACAAAGAUAAGGAAACGUUACCAACCGAAAGAAAAGACUUCGUAAAAGAGAAGGAGUUAGUAAAAGAAAAAGGUGAGAUUGUGAGGGUUCAGGACCCCUUGGAAGACCAAUUGGAAUCCCAGAGAGAACAAUCACAGUCAUUAAGACAAACUUUGGAAUUGGUUAAAGAAAGUGAACAAACAAAAGAACCUGAAGUCUUGGAUAAGUUGGAAGAGGUAGCACAGGAACAAGUGGAAGUAGUCAGAGAUCUGGAACCACUAAGAAUAGAAACCAGAGCUGAAGAGGAGAUACCAGUGAGAAAAGAGGAAGAACCUGUGAGAACUGUGAUGCAAACACCAGCUGAAGCAGAGGCUUCUUCUGUAAGAGAAAAAGACUCUGUAGUAGAACGGUUAGAUAUAUCUGUAAAUAUAGAACAACAAAAGAAGCCUGGUGUGUUUGGGUAUGUUGAUGAGGAAGUAAAAGUUGGAAGAUUAGCGGACAUUGUCGAGACUUCUGACACAGAGCCAGACAACAAAAGGGUUCGCAUUGGUGACAGUGAUGAAGAUUCUGUGCUUGUGUCUGAAGAAAAGAGAGUAGAACAGCCCAAGGACAGUGGAUAUAAGAGUGCAAUAACUACACCUGAACCUGUAGAUAGAAUUCAACCUGUUUGUAAUGACCUGGUCAAUGUAAAUAGUAUUGUAAAUAAUUUUAUGCCUGAAGAGUCCUGUUUGGAAACAAUAGAUACAAACAGUAAAACCCCGGUGGUUGUACCAAGUACAGUGGAAUUCAAACAGACUGUCAAUAAAUUUGUUUCUCCAACGAGAAGAAAGAAUCUGGAAGAUGUCAUAGGGGAGAUGAAAAGGCAGGCUGAAGCACAACCUGAGCCCAGUAAUUCUUUACCUACUUCUGAAGUGCAGAUUGAACUUGCAGCUUCUCCACCUCACAGUCAGCCUAACUCAGCCAAUUUUUCUGUUCCUCCCCCAGAAUCUUCUGUUCCUUCUUCUCAGGCAUCAUCUGUGGAAACAUUAACUCCCAAGAGUGCAACUUCUCCAGUUGCUGCUAAUUUUGUGGAACAGUGGCGAGGUCAGUGGGUGAAAAGUCCGCCUCCACAGGAUCAUAAAGUGGAUCCUAGCAGUGGCACACACCUUCCACCUCAUUUGCCCAUGCCUGGUCUUGAUCUUGGCCUUCCUCCAUCUAUGUCAAUGUUAGAUUUACAACGAGCUAUGUACCCAGAUACACAACAUCGGCUGUUUACUCACUUUGAUAUUUUAAAUGCCCGUACUAUAUUGCCGUCAGAAGCUCUACUUACUAGCCGAUUACGCCAGAUUAUGGAGGCUGGUAUUCCUCCUCAGAUGUUUAAUCCAACAUUAGCGUAUUUACAACAACAAAGUGCCUCCGAAAUGGCAGCUCUCAGUCAACAACAGUAUGCACAGUCUUCUCGAGAAAAUCAAAUUCCAGAUAAAACUAAUGUAUGUUCUGCUCAGGAACUUGCGAGAUUACCCAGCCUUGAAAACCGGCCUCCCACUCCAGAAAUUCUUCCAACCAAUAAUAAGGCAAAUAACCGACCAGCAGCCUCAGGUACUAAAGUUGGGAAACCAUUACCCUCUCCUGGAUUGCCGAGCAUGAUGGUUGCACCACCACUACCUUCUCCACCAACUACUGGCAAUAAGAUUGUCCCAGGUCUCACCUCACCUACCACUAGUAGAGGGCAGCAGCUCACAACAGCUAGAGAAGAGCCCCCCUCACCAGUAUUAUCACACAACAAAACUGCACAACCACAACCUUCUCCAUCAAGUAUAUAUAACAAAUGUGACACUUCUGUUUCAUCAGCCUCACAGCCACCACAGACCAGUGUACCGCUGCCAGAGAUGUCACCUGCCGAUCAUUCAGUAUUAAUGUUGAGGACAAACAGGGUACCAGUGGAGCCUCAAGUUUCUCCCCAGUCUAGUAAAACUUCCCAGGUUGCCAUAUCAGCAAGUGUUACAACUAGUGACACUGUCAGUGGAGCCAAUAAGUGUCCCAGACCACUAGUGUCUCCUCCUGUCAACUCAGUGUUCACAACAAAGAAGAAUGUGAGUCCACCUGUCUCUAACUCUGUUAUGUCUGUAGCCAAGUCAGCCACAACUACAACUAGUCUAAGUUCACUUAACAAGUCUCCUCUCCCAGCGGUGAUGAGUCCCACCAGUCAAAGGGAGUCAUCGCCUCAGCACACUACAGUGGAAGUACCUGAUUCUAAAAUUGAAACCAUUACUGUUGAUGAUAGUGUCAUUCACCAGAAAGAAGAACCUACUCAGAAACGUGUGCCAAUUUAUAUGCAGGAGCCAAAACCCCAGAAAGUUCCUGAGAAGAAAUCUCCAAGAUCUCGAAAAUUGUCUCCACGAUGGAAUAAGGAAAGCCCAAAAACCAGAGAAAAGAAAUCAACAAAGCUGAACAGGGCAUCAUACAAUAAAGGGCGUGGUAGGAAUUCUGGUAAAGGGAAAGGCAGAGGCCAAAGUCCAAGAUUCAAUUCAGUCUCUGUGCCUAAGGAGCUGGUGGGAACAGUAUAUGACUUUGAUUUUGACAACGAAUUUGAUGAUGAUGGUCCAGCCAACAACACGUUAGAUGAUCUUCGAAAAUCUCGUGAAAAACGUCAGUCUGUAGACACAACUCCCCAACAGCAGUCAUCGACACCAACAUACAUGGCUGACCACAAGGAACAAUCUCCCAAGAAGUCUAGUAAAAAGUCUAAAUCAUCAUAUAAGGAUAAGGGGGUUGUUAAGUUAAAUAAUGAUGAUGAUAAAGUUGCCAAAAUACUUGAAGAUUAUAGAAAUAUGCAAAAUUCUCAGUUAAGGAGGAGUGUUCAUUCACCCACACCACCUCAGGGUGAUGCCAUCCCAGAUGAUCCACCAAAAACACCAGACAGAUUACAAAAUCUGCCACAAUUUAGUGCUGAAUAUACUGCAAACAUAUCUGAAAACAAACUUACAAUAUCAAACAUAAGUGAGGCGAGAGACUCGAACCAAACCUCAGAACUUACAGUUAUUCAGAAAGCUGUAGGGGACCACAGUAAAGUCUCUCUCACUGUUCCAACUGCGCAAAUUGGCAUCGAUGAAAGAACGAAUCAGCUAAAACUUAAGAUUAAAGGGCCAUAUGCCAACUCAUACUCAAAUUGCAAUACAGCAGCUCCACCUCAAGAGGCGGUGGGUGCUCCGACACCAAUAUCCACAACUUCAACAUUACGACGAAUGAGGAAAAAGGAACUUAUUCGGCAAUAUUGCUAUCAAGAUCAAAUGCCAGCUGAACCACCAGACUCGGGGCCUAUAAACAAUACCCCAAACCCUCCCCCACAUGUAAGAACUGGCAUCACUAUUCCCAAGGCUGUAGCAUCCAUGACAUCCAUACCAACUCGAGAAGACUACAAGAUGUAUACUCAAGAUGAGCCUCCGAGUACUGCAGCCGGGGGAGGGAGACGGAAAAGACCACCCCGAGAACUUAGACAUUUGAAAGUCUGGACCAUUAGGGAAGAAUCUGGUAAACGCAAUUCAGAAACAACAGAGAGCGGAGAUGCCAGCAGAAAGAGACCAAGAGGUGCCAAAGAGUCCAAGAUCUUGGAGGAGAAGGAUGUCUCGAGUGCCAAACCACCACCAAAACUAAGAAUAAGUUUAGGGAAGAAGGGAAGUGAAGUCAUGACGGUCACUGAUAGUAAAGAACUAGCUGGAAAACAACGACCUCCCAAGAAAAGACUUGCUGAAGAAAACCCCAUGGUUAAAAUUAAGAGUGACAACAUGAAAUUUCGUGAACAAAUUAUGGCUGACUUCGACAAACCUGGGAAGAAGGGUGGACUAAAGGGCUCAGACAGAGACAAAAAAGCCAAGAAGCGUAAGGUAUAUUCGGGUGAGGCUGGUCAUAGCUCCAGUACUGAGAGUAAGGACCUUAACUCUGCUGACAAACAUGACAUUAAAGUAAUAACUGGGGAUAGCACAAAUGCUCCAAAAUUAGUAAUAAGAUUUGGGAAAGGCAAGAGUGAUAAUUCGAGUAAUAUUAAAAAUAUUAAGGGGGAGAUUAAUGAUUCUGGAAUUUCUAAAGAGGAAAGGUUAGAUUCAGACACGAUUAUGCCUCCUUCUUUGAAGAUUCGGCUGUCAUUAACAAAGCCAGAUUCUGAUUCCAAUAAAGAAGAAUCCAGUAUUCCCAAAGUGCCCCUCAAACUAAAAUUGUCCAGACGCUUAGAUGGCUAUGUUGCCUCCAACACCCCUAGAAAGCCUCAUUCUGAUGUUCAAGAUCAAGGUCCAGGUCCUCCUAACCCAAAACCACCUGAUCUACCCCCUGAGUCCCACUUUGAAAAAUCUAUACCUGACAUAACCCCUCCGUCGCCACCGCCUCAACCCAAUCCUCUAAUAGCAAGUGAGUAUCAGGCAGAAUCCAGAUUGUCACAGCAAGAGAACCUUAAUCCACUUGUUGCAACUCCGUACGCUGUUUAUCCUCAAAAAAGUGACCCACCCACUGCAUGUAAUAUACCAGAGCAGUUAAAUAUGGGCCCAGUAGAUUAUGGUCUGGGAGGACUGGGUCCACCGACAAGAUCUGAAAUGCCUGAAGAAAUGUUACAAAGAUUAGAGGCUCAAAUAGCAGCUGCCGGCAGAAAUGUGACCGAAAGUGGAGGCCCGGCCGGUAGCUUAGGGUCUCCUCGACAGCAAUCAGGACCACCUCUGCCAGACGUCCCCUCAAUACACCACACGUUAUACCCGUACAAGGAAGGCUCUGACUGCAGAUGAUAAUUGCUUCUCUUUCUUAGUAAUAACUUAAUAUUUACAAUAAUGUAACAAACUACCAUAAUUAUGUACAAAUGUAGAUACCGUUGGUGUUGCUCACUUGAUGCACUAUGUUAGUUACGCAAGGAUUUAAUCACUUGCAUCUCAUGGGCUGAUUGCAGCCACCAUUUUUGUUCUUUUUUUAUUAAUGUAAUGUUCUGCACUGUCAUUUGUUAGGGAAAAAUACUCGCUCCCCUCAAGGGAAUCUACAAGGGUACAGCUACACUGUUGGCAAUGAUUGUUAAUGUGAUGGGUGAGUCAGGAGGGAGCACCUCUGGCCUCCUCCCCUACAGCCAUGUUAAAAUAGUUGUUCACUCAGUGGGGUCUACCUGGCCCCAACCACCAGAUGUGGUUCCCCUGGUUCACCUGCUCCGCCCUCAAUAGGCUACUUUAGCCAAAUAUCUUGUUUCCUUGCCUGUUUUUACUGUCUUUUUUGUAUGGAAUGUGAGGGUGGUUGUUGUUGAGCAUGACAGUGUGGUGGGCGUGGUGCCCCCAGGCCCCGGCUGGGCCCUUGGACCUCUGACCCUGGGGCCCCGGAUGCCAGACCUGUUGUCCCGGGGAGGACUUGUGUUCCCAUAUUUUGAUAUCUUUUUUACCAUUGUAAAUAGGAAGGAAUGUACAAAUUACUGUAUUUGCUUUUUGUAAUUUUAUUACUUUUGUACAGUUUUUAGUUCUGAUUGCUCAUCAGACAUAACUUAUGUUUUAUCAAAAGUUGGAAUUAUUUAUUUUUUAACUUCUCUAAGUGUCACAAAUUUCCAUGCCAUUACUGUCAUUUAAUAUAUAGAUUUCUUGGCUUUUAAUUCUUGACUUUGUUGUUCGGACAAGUUGUUUCCGUGGAGACUGAGUUGUUUAUCUACUAGAAGGCAGAAGAUUGUAAUAUAUUUCUUGAUUCCUCAACAGAGAAAUAGUCUUGUAAAUCUUAGUGUCAUGUGAUACAUUAAUAUUAUUGAAAUAUAAAUUUUUUAUGUUA
Homarus americanus (American lobster) is the source of this 11465-nucleotide messenger RNA. It is a transcript of the gene rno, whose product is annotated as PHD finger protein rhinoceros-like. Gene Ontology annotation, biological process: regulation of transcription by RNA polymerase II. The record is from RefSeq and is a predicted model, not a curated record. The coding region runs from base 431 to 10459 and encodes 3342 amino acids. The transcript has 13 exons. NCBI's taxonomy places the organism in Eukaryota, Metazoa, Arthropoda, Malacostraca, Decapoda, Nephropidae.